AUGGACCAGAAAAAGAUUGAGGCAGUUACGUCAUGGCCGCAGCCCAAGACGGUUAAACAGGUCCAGGCCUUCCUAGGGUUUGUCAAUUACCUCCGCCGGUUCAUCCCCAACUUCAGCUCUGUUGCGCGCCCUCUGCAUAAUCUCACAAAAAAGGAAACCCCUUGGUCAUGGGGUAACCAAGAGGAAGCAGCAUUCCAGGAACUGAAACUUCUUGUCAUCCAAUCACCGGUUCUUGUCCAUUCCAACCCGGAUCUACCCUAUUACCUUGAAACAGACGCAUCAGGGGUAGCAAUGGGAGCUAUACUCAGUCAACAAGGCCUAGACAAUUGGCUUCAUCCAGUUGCAUACAUGUCCAAGUCCUUCUCUGGCGCCAAAGCUAAUUAUGACACACACAAUAAGGAAUUAUUGGCAAUCAUCAAAGCACUGGAGGAAUGGCGGAUCUUCUUAGAAGCAACGGGUAGACCCAUUCAGGUGUUCACUGAUCAUUGGAAUCUGGAAUACUGGAUGCAGGCACAAACCUUCAAUUGCAGACACGCUUGUUGGCGCAUCUUCCUGAGCAAUUUUAAUUUCAAGAUCCAUUAUUGCCCAGGAAAACAGUCAGGGAAACCAGAUGCCCUAUCCAGAAGAUUGGACUACACAGAUGAGCCAAAAGAACCAGAAGUCAUGCUCCCAGAAGAAGUAUUUGCAAACACAUCGGAAGAGGAACUUGAUAUCGUCACAGAAAUACGUUCCAAGCUAAGGGAAGACCCUUCCCUGGACCAGAUCAUCCAAUUCCUGACAGAAGAUGCGGAUAAUGCGCCUCCCUCCAUCCGGAAGGCCUAUUGGGAUUAUGACUGGGAGGAAGACCUCCUAUGGUAUUGCGGAAAAUUGGUAGUGCUGGACUCAGAACCUCUAAAGGGUUGGUUACUUAAGGAAUUCCAUGACUCCCCGCUGGCGGGUCACCCAGGGCAACAGAGAACAUUGGAACUCCUCAGCCAAAACUACUGGUGGCCAGGCAUGAAGUCAUCAGCCAAGGAAUGGGUAGAAUGUUGCCCCACCUGCCAAGCCAAUCGCCGCGCUCACAACCCAGUCAUAGCCUUGAAACCCUUAGAAGUUCCCCCCUUUCCAUUCCAUACCAUCUCAUACGACUUUAUCACAGGCUUCCCCAAGUCAGAAGGAUAUGAUGCAAUACUGGUGGUCAUAGAUUCAUUUUCCAAAUUUGGCCACUUCAUUCCAACCUCAAAAAAGGUGUCAGCUAAAGGAUUGGCUAAUCUCUUUGUCACCCAUAUUUGGAAACUCCACGGACUCCCUGUUAGAACCAUAUCAGACCAAGGGACAACGUUUACUGGGAAAUUCCUCAGAGCCCUGUACCAAAGGCUGGGGAUCCAACCAUCCUUCUCCUUGGCUUAUCACCCAGAAUCAGACGGACAAACCAAGCGCGUCAACCAGUUCAUCGAGUUCUACCUAAGAUCUUACGUAGCAGCAGAUCACUCGGAUUGGGCAAAAUGGUUGCCACUUGCGGAGUAUGCGUACAACAAUGCAAAACACGCUGCAACCGGAAAAACCCCCUUUGAACUGGUUUAUGGAAGGAAUCCCAUAAUGAACCCAUCAACCGUACCGGCCAACGUACCAGAAGCAGACCUUGUAGCCAAUACCCUGGCCCAGGAAUGGCAGGAGGCAGAGUCAGCACUCAGAAUGACCAAGGAACGCAUGGCAAGACCAAAAGGGAUAAUACCAGAAUACUCCGUGGGCAAGAAAGUAUGGCUUGAUGGAAAAAACGUGGUACUUAGGACAAACUCUAACAAGCUGGAUCCCAAGCAACUAGGUCCGUUCAAAGUCACAGAAAAAGUAUCAAGCCACGCCUACCGCCUGAGACUCCCAGACACCCUGAAAAUCCACAAUGUGUUCUAUGUAGGGUUGCUGUCCAAAGUACACAAAUCCCCCAGUCAGCCCUUUCCAGAAAGACCCCCUCCUGAAACCAUAGAAGGGGAAGAGGAGUACAAAGUCAAACAAAUCAUUGACUCCAAGCGACAAUGGGGAAAAUGGUUUUACCUAAUAAAAUGGAAGGGAUAUGGUCCGGAAGACAACUCCUGGGAACCAGAAGAACUCCUGGAAAACAGUCAAGAGGAGAUUCAACGCUUCAACAAGUCACAACUGAAAAAGGCUUGUGACUCUGCCAAGAGCCUUUAA
This is a messenger RNA of Rhizoctonia solani, 2169 nucleotides long. Its product is annotated as Retrotransposable element Tf2 protein. Gene Ontology annotation, molecular function: nucleic acid binding. The record is from RefSeq and is a predicted model, not a curated record. Gene Ontology annotation, biological process: DNA integration. Bases 1 to 2169 code for a protein of 722 amino acids. Lineage: Eukaryota; Fungi; Basidiomycota; Agaricomycetes; Cantharellales; Ceratobasidiaceae. The transcript has a single exon.